Messenger RNA from Cadophora gregata, 2248 nucleotides. RefSeq lists its product as uncharacterized. The transcript has 6 exons. Gene Ontology annotation, biological process: transmembrane transport. Gene Ontology annotation, molecular function: transmembrane transporter activity. Lineage: Eukaryota; Fungi; Ascomycota; Leotiomycetes; Helotiales; Ploettnerulaceae. The record is from RefSeq and is a predicted model, not a curated record. Bases 539 to 2086 code for a protein of 515 amino acids.
AUGGGAGGCCAUUCGGUUCCCAAGUGGGUGAUAGUGGAUGCAUUCCCUGGCCCGCCCAGGCUCCAUCAAAACUGCCAAGCUCUGCACCCAAGAACCAGUGAAAUGGGACGAUUCCGCGACAAACCCGCCAGAGAGGAUACUCGCACCUCAGAUGAGAUGAGGUUACGUAUGCGCGGUAAUUUAUCCAUCCCAGAUCCGUCUCGGGGCCAAGAGAUUAAUGCAAAUGCGACAGGAAACAUCCAAGGAAGCAUGUCUCCGAAUUACGACGUACGACGAUAUUUACGACUCACGGGGACGCAAGUACGAUGUCGGCGCGAUAGACGUUGCCGAGCCCGUCUUCUCCUCUAUUGCCAAGCAGCAGCGGCAACCAUCAGAAAUGCCUAUCACUUGCCAAAUUCUUGGAAUCUUGCCCAAGAAGAAAAAAACCGCUCACCAGACCAGAUAGGCGAUGGUCGUUGGCAACCAUCUUUUCUGGCACGCAUCACCACUCUUCGCUUCUUUAAUGCGAUUUUUGGCCGUGGGAAAUUGAUAUUCGAAAAUGCGCCCUCUUCCCCUAUCAGAAGCGAGCACUGAUGUCCCUGCGUCAUGGAGUAACCUCCCUCGAAAGGACCAGCUUUUUGUGCUCGCCUUCUGCCGCGUUUUCGACUUCAUGCAGGUUGCGUCAUUCCAGACCAUCUGCUACUAUCAAUUGAAGUCAUUCGAUUCUACACUUGCUGAAGAGACUAUUUCCUGGCAAUCGGGAAUCGCUUCAGGGAGUUUUUCAGCAGCUCAGAUCUUCACAGCCAUUAUUUGGGGGAGAGUUGCUGAUGCAGAAUGGGGUGGUCGAAAGAGGGUUCUGUUGAUAGGACUUUGGGGGACGGCGAUAGGUUGUCUUGGGCUGGCUUUCUCGAGGAGUUUCUAUGCGGUGGUAUUAUUCCGCCUGUUGGCUGGGGGAGCAAAUGGGACGGUCGGGAUCAUUCGAACUAUGAUAUCUGAGAAUAUCAAAGAGAGAAAACAUCAAUCACGUGCAUUUCUCCUUCUCCCAGCCAGUUUUAUGGUUGCGAGUGUGAUUGGGCCAGUCAUCGGAAGUUGGCUAGCUGGGCCAGUCACCACGUUCCCAAGCCUAUUCAAUGCAGAUUCAUGGCUAGCGAGCUUUCCGUACGCUCUUCCUGCACUCUUUAGCGCAGCAACUAUGAUGAUGAUUGGCCUCAUCGUGUUUCUCCGUAUCGAAGAGACACACAGCAUUCGAAAAGACUACUAUGAUCUAGGCCUUCAUUGUGCAGCGAUCAUUAAGCGAAUCUUCAGACGUGGCUCCUCGCCCUCUCAUGAUGACUACUUGGCCGUCGGAAACGAUGACCAAGAUUCGGACGAUGAGGACAUCGAGUUACCGGAGAUCAAAGCUCCAAUGACUUUACCUGCUCCAUCAGCAAAACCAAAACCAUCAUUUCGCUCUAUUUGGACAUACAAUGUCAUCACGACGCUGCUUGCCCAAGCAAUCUUUGACUUUCACAUGGGCGCUUUCGGCAACCUCCUUCCUCUCUUCCUCUCCUCUCCUCGCCGCUCAGUCGAGCGCUACCUCUCCUUCAUCUUCAACGGCGGCCUAGGCAUGGCUCCUCGUUCCGUCGGCCUCGCUCUCGCCAUCCUCGGCACCAUCGGCAUCAUCCUUCAAUUCCUCAUCUACCCAUGCAUCAACACCCGCCUCGGCAACGUCCAAUGUUUCCGCCUUUUCUCCAUCCUCUUCCCCAUCGCCUACACGCUCGCCCCAUUCCUCGCCGUCAUACCUACCGACUCCACCUCUCUCACGUGGAUAUCCAUCACGCUUGUCAUCGCCGUGCACACCACGGGAAGGAUUUUCGUCUUGCCUGCUACGAUUGUGCUGUUGAAUAACUGUGCGCCGGAUCCGAGUGUGCUUGGGAUGGUUCAUGGUGUGGGACAGACUACUAGUGCGCUGUUUAGGACGCUGGGACCUGUUGUUGGGGGCUGGGUGUUUGGGAAGAGUUGGGAGGGGGGUGUGAUUGGGGCUGUUUGGUGGGGGAUGGCGGCUGUGGCUGUUGGAGGGUGGGUUAGUAGUUUGUUUGUUUUUGAGAAGCCUGCUCCGGGGGCGUGAUGAGUACGGGAUAAGAGUGGAGUAAGGAUAUAGCAUGGAGUUGAGGGACGCUGUGGCGGUGUUGGAUGACUUUGAUGAUAAUAUUAUAUAGAGGUUGGACGCAUAGCUUGCAUGUACAGUUUAAUGAACACCACUUGCUGGAUAAUGAUACCGUAACAUAAC